CUGGUGACGUCUGAAUUAGAUGGCCUGCGGGAGCCGACGAGCUGGACAUGUAAACACCGUUGCGGGAUAUUUAAUCGGCUAUCGCGGUGGCGGGAGCGUUGGGCGCUAUUAAAAUGACAAGAAUCCACCUUGGAGAAGAGCUUACGAUUUAAAAUCUUCAUUGUAGCGUGUCAGCUGAGAUGGCUCGUGACAAUCAUGGAAGUCCCCAAGAGGAUGCCGCCUUGAUAAGCUUAUCACCAAGCACAUCUCAUUCACCUUGCCCACCCCGUGCUCCCAGUGAUCUCCCAGAUGAGCUUGUGCAAGCUGGAUGGGAGAAAUGCUGGAGUAAAAGAGAGAGCCGUCCUUAUUACUUCAACCGAUUCACUAAUCAGUCUCUGUGGGAGAUGCCUGUCCUUGGCCAGCAUGAUGUCAUUUCUGAUCCACUGGGUCUUAAUGCAGCCCCAGUUCCAGCAGAGGGGGCAAUGCCAGAGACUCCUAAAGAUACCAGACCCCCAAAAAGGAGGAUAUCUGAGGAUCUGUCAGCAGGAGAGACUGUUAAGAAGCUGAAGACAGAAUCAACUCCUGUUGCACCUGGAUCAGUACCCAGUUCUCCUGUCUUCCCAGGAGUACAAGUGGAAGAAAAGCAGCUCACUGCUCUUCUGAAAACUACAGAUGUUUACUGGGACUUGGACAUUCAAAGCAAUGUAGUAGUGAAGCCACUUCCACCAUCACACCUUCUGCUACCUCCAUCUCAGUACUUGCCCCCACAUCCUGAAGUGGAGCUUUUGCGGGCACAACUUGUUCUCAAACUGAGACAGCACUACCGUGAGCUGUGCCAACAGAGAGAAGGAAUUGACCCUCCCCGGGAAUCUUUUAAUCGCUGGAUGCUUGAGAGGAAAGUUCUGGAUCGUGGUCCAGAUCCCCUGCUGCCAAGUGACUGUGACCCUGCAGUGUCACCAUCCAUGUUCCGAGAAAUUAUGAAUGAUGUUCCCAUAAGACUGUCUCGCAUCAAGCAUCGGGAGGAAGCCAAAAGGCUGUUGUUUAAGUAUGCAGAGGCUGCCAAACGUCUCAUCGAGUCAAGGAGUGCCUCCUCUGAUAGCAGGAAGAUGGUGAAGUGGAAUGUAGAGGACACAUUUAGCUGGCUUCGUAGAGACCACUUAGCCACUAAGGAAGACUACAUGGAUCGCCUGGAACACCUCCGCAAACAGUGUGGUCCCCAUAUGACAGCUGUGGCCAGAGAUUCAGUAGAGGGUAUAUGCAGUAAAAUUUACCAUAUUUCCCGGGAGUAUGUCAAGAGGAUCAGAGAGAAACACCUGGCACUGCUACGUGAUGCCAGCAUCCCAGUUGAUCAAGUCCCAGCAGUAUCACCCCAAGACAGACGAGUCUUCUGUCACCCAAUUCGAUUAUCAGUGCCUGCAUUGCCAACUCAACCAGGAGUGGAAGUACAACAAGAAGGCAGUUUAGUUUGUGUGCGCUUCAAAGGGGAAUCUGUGAGAAUCAACCAGAGCUACUUCAGUAAACUGUACCAGCUUUAUCGUCUCAGCUGUAUAGAUGAUUCUGGAACAGAAAGAUUCCUGUCUCGAGUCUGGUGUCUCUUGCGAAGGUAUCAGGUUAUGUUUGGCACAGCACAGUAUGAAGGGUCCGGCCUGCAGGGAGCAUUACCAGUUCAUGUGUUUCAGACUUUGCACAAGGUUUUUGAGGUGACCUUGGAGUGUUUUGCAUCGCCAUUAAACUGUUACUUCAAACAGUACUGCUCUGCCUUCCCAGACACAGAUGGAUAUUUUGGGUCCAGGGGGCCUUGCUUGAGUUUCUUCCCUGUCAGUGGUUCGUUUGAGGCCAACCCUCCAUUCAGCGAGGAACUGAUGGACGCUAUGGUCACACAUUUUGAGAACCUUCUAGAGAGUUCAGAUCAGCCCCUGUCCUUCAUCAUCUUCAUCCCAGAGUGGAGAGAUCCCCCAACACCAGCUCUGACCCGCAUGGAGAGCAGCCGCUUCAAGCGACACCAGCUGCUUCUUACAGCCUUUCAACAUGAAUACCGAAGCGGAUCCCAGCAUAUGUGCAAAAGGGAGGAGCUCUACUAUAAGGCUGUCCAUAACACAGCAGUGAUUUUCCUUCAGAAUGAACCAGGCUUCCUGAAAUGGACACCUACAGCAGAGCGGGUUCAGGAGCUCAGUGCGUCUUACAAGCACUCUGGGCGAGUAGCCAACUCAUCUGUGGCAUUAGAAAAAGAGCCUACACAAGAAGAAGGCACAAGCAAGGACAGCACGGCAAACUGAAACCGUACAGGAGAAGGCUUCCACUAUAAUAAGUAGCAUAAUGUGUUCCAGCUGUGACAAGCUGCAUCUGCCCUGCGUACAGAUCGAAAAAUGUAUCUUCUUUGACCUGUUUUCAUAACAAGAACAACAGACAGACACACCAAGCCUAUAAGGAAGACCUGUUCGUUUAUAGAGUUGAAUGUGACCUUUCCUUUGCUGAAGUCUCCCAUACUAAGAACUUAAACAUAUUUUGUUCCUUUGGAGUUCAGUGAAGCUUUGCAGAAUGCCACAAGGCAUAUCUCAAGUGGCAGAGUAUGUGUAUGAGUUCCUAGAGCAGGGUGUGAUUGUAUAUGAGUUUUUUAGCACACCGUAUAAGUGGUACAUCAUUUGGGUUGGGUGUGAGUGUGCAUUCAUCCAUAUGGCAUAGUGUGUGUUAACAUCAUUUCCUUAGGGCAGAUUAUGGAUGUAUAACAACUCAUUAAGGCAAAGUGGAAGAGUGCAUCUGUUCCUUAGCAGCGGGUGUGACUGUUCAUAGAUUUCUUAGGGCACAUUAUUAGCUUCUAUUAUAAAGUAUACAUAGUGCGGGACUGCCUUUGGCCUAUAGGGCACAAAUGCUUACACAUGGUUCCCUCAUGUCAGUGUUGACAGCACAAGAUACAGAUUGAGAGACUGUGGUAAGACACUAGGCCUCUGCAUGGCUCUCUAAGCAGCCGUGUGUCAAGUAGAGCACUCCCAUUAAGUUGUCAGAUGAAGCAGCGCUACAAUUUCAGCAACUUCAUUGGUGGAAACUUGCUGCUUCAAGGGAGGCAACCCCUCCUUUCAAGAAGAAGGGACUUGUUUUAUUUGUAUAUAGAUAUUUGUGUAUUUGCUCUCCGCAUUUUAUUGUUGGUGUUGUGUUCUUCAUGGGGGGAGCUGUAGGGAUCUGCAUGUUUUCCUUUUAUAUUGUGAUUUGUACCCCAUUGUUUUAUCUGCUAAAUAUUAAGUGUAAUUAAUUUAAUGUCUAACCAUUUUAUUACUUUUAUCAAACAGUAAAAGUCUAUUUUUGAUUUUA
This is a messenger RNA of Xenopus laevis (African clawed frog), 3285 nucleotides long. It is a transcript of the gene pcif1.S, whose product is annotated as phosphorylated CTD interacting factor 1 S homeolog. The record is from RefSeq and is marked provisional. Gene Ontology annotation, molecular function: RNA polymerase II C-terminal domain binding; mRNA (2'-O-methyladenosine-N6-)-methyltransferase activity. Gene Ontology annotation, cellular component: nucleus. NCBI's taxonomy places the organism in Eukaryota, Metazoa, Chordata, Amphibia, Anura, Pipidae.